Neoarthrinium moseri is the source of this 1608-nucleotide messenger RNA. RefSeq lists its product as uncharacterized. The record is from RefSeq and is a predicted model, not a curated record. The coding region runs from base 1 to 1608 and encodes 535 amino acids. Lineage: Eukaryota; Fungi; Ascomycota; Sordariomycetes; Amphisphaeriales; Apiosporaceae. The transcript has 3 exons.
AUGAGACCCGCUCAGUAUCUCGGAGUUCUGUCCGUCCUAAGCCUCCCAGUAUACGCGGACUGGCAGUUCAGGUCUCGCUCAGACCUUGCUCCUCCUCGGCUGAAUAUCACGAUCCCAGCUACUCAGGAUGUCGAGAAGGGAUAUCUCUUUCUUGCUCCGUUCGCCGGGUUGCCUGACACACCAACCGAACAGCAUGGUCCCAGACAGGCAGGGCCAUACAUCUUCCGGGACGAUGGCGAUCUCGUGUGGUCUGGAUACGGCAUCUACAGUAUUUGGACGACAAAUUUCCAGGCCGGGCGCUGGAAUGGUAAGGACAUCAUCUUCAGCUUUGAAGGAGAUCAUAACCCAGGUUAUGGGCACGGUCAUGGCCAUGUCACAUUCAUGGACUCACAUUACGAGACCAUAAGAGAGCUUCGCGCCGGGAAUCACAAGCUCGUCGACAAACAUGAGUUUCACAUUGUCAAUGAGAAAACUGGCUUGAUACAAGUCUAUCAACCAGUACCCAGAGAUUUGGCUCCUUGGGGAGGCAGCUCCGAGCAGCAAUGGAUUGUGAACGCCAUCAUUCAGGAACUUGAUAUCACAACUGGCGAUCUUCUAUUCGAAUGGUCUAGUCUUGAUCAUAUUUCCCCAGACGAAGCUAUUCUGCCUCUUAACCCUGGACAAGCCGGCUCCGGAUACAACAGCUCAGACGCGUGGGACUAUUUCCACAUCAACAGCGUCGAUAAGGAUGCCGAUGGAAACUAUCUGAUCUCUGCAAGGGACGCAUGUAGCAUCCAUAAGAUUAACGGCACCGACGGAAGCAUUAUCUGGAAACUCAAUGGGAAAGACAGUACCUUCAAAGUCCCCGACAACACAAAGUUCUGCUUUCAGCACCAUGCACGAUGGAUGAAGCAGUCAGCUGACAUAGAAAUUAUAAGCUUCUAUGACAACAGCGCGCAUGGCACUGAGCAUGGCGGAGGUCACGAAGUUCACACGGCGCCAACAAGCAGCGGGAAGAUCGUGAGGCUCAAUACGACUUCGUGGGAAGCUGAACUGGUCCAAGGCUUCUUUCCCCCUGAUGACUUGCUAUCAAAGUCUCAAGGUUCAACCCAGACUCUCCCCAAUGGCAAUGUUUUAGUAGGCUGGGGAUCUGAAGGUGCUGUGACUGAGUUCCUCCCGAACGGAACCGCGAUCUUUCACGCAUAUAUGGAUUCGGGAGACCUGGGUGCUGGGGUUGAAAAUUAUCGCGCGUUCCGAUAUAACUGGACAGGGAUUCCCAACGAAGAGCCUUCCCUCAUAGCUCUUGAGUCCGGCGACAGUACUACGCUCCAUGUCAGCUGGAACGGCGAUACCGAAACGCGCAUCUGGCGAUUCUACGCAACCGACGGGAAAGGUUUCAAGGAGCUCCUAGGUGAGGUUGACCGCAAAAGCUUCGAGACUUCUCUUCGGGUCCCGAGGAAGAAAGUCAAGUUUGCCCUUGCAGAAGCAAUCGGCGAAAAUGGGACGAUCCUCAGGGUGACACGCAGUGCGGCAGCUGAACCAGACUAUGCACCUCUGCGAGGGUCUUUCGGCCUGCCGAACUCCGACCAUAUUGGACGAUACGACGGUCAGAAACCUUUCGCAGUCUAG